AACCGUCCGAACGAAAAUCAAGACAUAUCGAGGCUAGAACAAAGAAACCUCAGUACGAAGGAAGAAGAAUCUGAAGUCCUAAAUUUAGCAGUCAUCAUAAAGAAGCAAACGACGUUUAUAAAGACCCAUACAAAAAUCGAAAAAGAAGAAUAA
This is a messenger RNA of Dentiscutata erythropus, 153 nucleotides long. The record is from the annotation of a GenBank genome assembly. NCBI's taxonomy places the organism in Eukaryota, Fungi, Glomeromycota, Glomeromycetes, Diversisporales, Gigasporaceae.